Messenger RNA from Lytechinus pictus (painted urchin), 5502 nucleotides. RefSeq names its product netrin-1-like. Lineage: Eukaryota; Metazoa; Echinodermata; Echinoidea; Temnopleuroida; Toxopneustidae. Gene Ontology annotation, cellular component: basement membrane. The coding region runs from base 541 to 1785 and encodes 414 amino acids. The transcript has 2 exons. The record is from RefSeq and is a predicted model, not a curated record. Gene Ontology annotation, biological process: animal organ morphogenesis; tissue development; dendrite development.
UGUGCGCUGUGUCACUUCUCUUCUGUUCUCUGUGCCAUAACCUCAAACAGAAAUCAGAGGGUUCGUAAGAGGUAGCUGAUCGAGGGAAGGGAGAGAGAGAGAAAGAAAGAGAAAUGUCACCCACAUGGAUGUUUAUUGAUCGCAACAUAAUUCGGAUGUAAUCAACUCGUAUUGAUCAGUAUUUAUUUUUCUUUCUCCAAUAUAAUGAUACACGGAGAGAUGUUAGAUGCAGUGUGACUCUCACUGGAGCCCUUCACUUUGGAUUUUAUCCUCAACUGAGAUCAGCGGAUGGAUUCCUAUUUCUGUUUCCUCUACUCUAGGAAUAAAUCAAAUGAAUGUUUCGUUCUAUAAUAAAGAGAACGAUAACAAAUAAAGAUUAUGUGGUAUAAUUAAUGAAUAUUUACUUGGAUCGUUAUACUUCUUGUGAUCGAAUAUAUUGGUGGAUAUUAACAAGCAUCUCCGAUAGACCACAGCUAUUCUAAUAUAUAGUUAUUUGAUUUAUAAAGCGUACCUUUCGGAAUUGGAUUUAGCAUAAAUUCAAUGCAAAUCAAAAGUCUUUGUUUAAGGAGGACGGAGCGUAGAAAGAUGGCUUUGUGGUUGUACGUAGUUAGUGUUUUUGUGAUUAUGGGGUUUGACAGCUGCCUGGGAGCCCGUACUGGAAUCAGUAUGUUUGCGGCCCAAGACUCCCGGCGAGACCCAUGCUACGGGGAGAACAACGUCCCUAAACGGUGUGAGCCAGACUUCGUCAACGCUGCUUUCCAGGCCCCCGUGGAGGCUUCAAGCACGUGUGGGGAUCCUCCUAGUCGUUUCUGUGCCUUGUCAAGUGGCGCAGAAGGUGAGAGGCAGAGGAACUGUUUCAUCUGCGAUGAGAGUCAUCCGAAGCGACGUCAUCCAGCUUUAUACCUGACCGAUCUACACAACCCCAACAACCUAACCUGCUGGCAAUCAGAGCCAUUCACCCAAAGCCAGCAUAAUGUUACCUUGAAACUAUCCCUGACAAAGCGAUUCGAGAUCACCUACAUCUCCAUGGAAUUCUGUUGGCUUCAUCCGGACUCCAUGGUCAUCUACAAGUCACAGGAUUUCGGCAAGACAUGGCAACCCUAUCAGUACUACUCGAGCCAGUGCCGAAAGACCUACGGGAUGCCUAAGAAUGCUGUCAUCACCAAGCAGAACGAGCAGGAGCCAGCCUGCACGGAUAUCCAUAGUUCGGAUCUUAUCGCGGGUUCCCGAGUAGCCUUCAGCACCCUGGAAGGGCGCCCUUCCGCUUACGACUUCGACAACAGCCCCGUCCUGCAGGACUGGGUUACGGCCACCGAUCUCAAGAUCGUCUUCAAUAAGCUCCCGGUCCUGAACGAGGACGAGGACGAGAACCCCCGUGAGAGUCUUUACUACGCUCUGUCGGACCUCUCUGUUGGUGGACGUUGCAAAUGCAACGGACAUGCGUCUAGUUGUGGCCCAGGACGGGACGGGGAGAUGGAGUGUGACUGCAAACAUAAUACAGCUGGCAGAGAAUGUGAACUUUGUAAGACGUUCCAUUACGACAGACCAUGGGCAAGAGCUACCUCAAAGGAAGCCAAUGAGUGCAUACCAUGUAACUGCAACCUACACGCACGCAAAUGUCGUUUUAACAUGGAGCUUUACAAACUGUCGGGGAGAAAGAGCGGUGGGGUCUGCCUGAAAUGUCGCCACAACACAGACGGGAGAUACUGUCACUACUGUAAGGAAGGAUUCUAUAGGGAUCAGUCUAAGCCUAUCACACACAGGAAAGUUUGCAAAGGUGAGUGAAUCAGUGAACAAAAUAAUGAACAGUAGAAUAUUUAGCCGUUUUAUUAUAUAAAAAAGAUAUCUGCGCGAUGCAAAAAAAGCUAUUUAAGUCUCUAUAUAGCCUCUUCAUAUUGCAUUAUUUUCACAAAAUAUUAACAAUGAUUCAUUGUCAUAAAUAAUUGUAACAAUUUUACCACAAAAAAGUGUAAAAUAAUGAUUCCCUAAAGCUUUGCGUUUAUCUCCAAUAUGUCAACAUCUACCUUAGACAAACAAGUUUAUUUAUAAAACGAAACGUCAAAAGUAGUGUAUUUUCAUUUAUAAUCAUUUAUGUAUAUUAACACGGAUAACCAUCUAACCUUGGCAUCGGCUUAGAAUUCAGUAACACUUCAGAAUCAGUAAAUAUACAUGUACAAAACACAUUUUACACACUUGCAAUGAGGUCCAUUCAAUACCAAGUGAAGAAACAGUUGAAUGGUAAGUAUCCAUUCUCCGUUGCACUAUUGAGGCUGUGUAACACGAUGGCAAAUGAGCUUGUCAGGUCUCCGUUGCCACCGAGAAGUGACAAGCACCAUCCUUCUUGGCUGUCGAGCCCUGAUCCGUGGAUUCUUUAUGAGUUUGGUGAGGGUUAAUGGAGUUCAAGCAUCUCCGACCUUGACACAAAGAAGAGCCAAGGGGGUAGAAAUCGGGUUAGAACAUCACCAAUUCGAAACAGAGCAAACCUAGAGCCAGACCCUUCAAAUAUUGCGGUCUAAAGAAACUGGAACAGAAGCCUGGUUUAAGUCUAUUUUAAACAUAAUUUUGACUCUGUUACAAUUAUUCCAUGCCAGCUCAAGCUAUUAUGACGUCAACAUUUCUGUUCAAAAGCAAUUCGUAAUGUAACCCAGCUCCUUCGGCCUCUCUCCGUUUUCAAUCUACUACAUUGCUUACACUGGAAAUGCAAAUGUUUUGCAUGUAUUAGCCAGGUUGCAAGACCAAUAUGAGUCAAUAUGCGCUUAAUACAAUUAAUUACCCUUUCUGAGAAUAUUUGGAACCAAUUGACAGAUUGACAAAAAGAAAUCAAUGACAAUUAAAGGCCGUUUAUAAAAACCAAAUUAAUUGAAAUUAUUAUGAAAAUUUUCCACAUUUCCGUAUUUCCACAUUUAGCUACCCCCCCCCCCCCCCCCUCUAUAUUUCCCAUUCCUUUUAUCUACCUUUCCACUAUCCCUAUCUGUGUCACGGUGCGCUGUCCACACCACUCAGUCGAUAUUAAGGUCAUUGUUUCUCGCUACUGUUUCGCAUCAUCUCAAGUGCCGAAAGGUUUAAUUUACCCAUGUAGGAUAUACCCGCGAUCAAUUUUCGAUGCCAAGGUUGUCGAAAUUAUACUUUCCCGUUCGCUGAAUUGAAUAACUUUGACUUUGUUUUAGUUGGCACCGAGUUAACCACGAGGUAUUUGGGAAAUAAAUAAGUCAGUGUUUUCGUUACCUUAUCCUGGGAUGCUAAGCUUGCGACUCGCAAUAUUAUUUAAACAGAAUAAUAGGUAUAAACCUAACUCAGCAUAUUAUCAAAUAUCAAUAUCAAACAUUCAAUUUCAAUUGCAAAAUGAUGAUUGAUUCUAAAUUUCCAAUGCAUUUGAGAGAUUUAUAUUCCACAUCGUUCAGUGGUUAAGUGUCCAUGUCUCAACGCUUUCGUCUAGUUGGGGACACGGGUUCGAAGCCGCGUUAAAGUGUAUAUAGUGUCAUUUUCGGCAUAAAUGGUCAAAACUUAAUUGCCAUUAUAAACUUCUCAGAGAAGACCUUAAGCCAUUUUUUUUCUACUUGCUCGCUCACAAACAAACCUACAUACCUUUAUCAAAAUGAAAGUGAAAAAUAUGGCAUUAGUUUGUUGAAUGUCGAGUGUGGGAUGAUCAAAAUGCAUUAGGCACUAUAGGAAGAAAACAAAAACAUUAACUGCACAUGACAGUGAAUAGUGUGCAAGCCACCACUUACAACCUAGACACCCCGUUACGUAACGCCACUUCUAUUCCAGAUAGGCCGACGUCUUUGUAAUAUUUGGAUAAGGGUUACAUUUUAAGACAAAUUGCGGAUCAUGCCUGAAUUCUCUACUGGUUAACAAUUCGUAUAGUUGUGCAUAUUAAAUUUACUACACUCUUUUCCGUAAAUCAAUUUCGUCCUGUAUUAUUACUACCAUGUACCCUACUGUCUGUGAAUUGUAUUCGGUUCUACCUCACUGUACGCCUCAAGCAGUUUCAUCUAACAGCAACACAUGAUUCCAUCGAUCACGCCCACCAUCCCUGUCUAAAUGUGACUUUGGGACUCUUAACCCCUUCCUUAUUCCUUUAUUUUGUCGGUGGCCACACACACCUUAAGAUGGUUUCAAUAACCCACGUGAUUCAUUUAUUCCAAAAUUUACUUAAUAUUUGGAUACGGGUUUUUUUUACCCACAAAAAAAUGUAGGCCUAUACGCAAUGUCGUUUUGAAUUUUGGAAGAAGUUUACUUCCUAGAUCAUGAGAGAUUUUUGUCAAUAUUAUAUCCACUAUUUUACAAAACUGUAAUUUCCCCCACAAAUCACACACAUAAUUAUAUUCCGUUAUAUUUUUUUUUUCAUAUUCUUUCUCAUAUUUUAUUGUUUAUUUUCUUUGUUGAUUGAAAAGUUCAAAUAUAGUGUCAUGUUCACAUAUGCUUUGUAACAUAUUGCACUCGAGUAGGCUCAUAUGUCAGGUCAUGCAAAUUGAACUGAACUGUCACAGCCCUAAUAAUGCCAAUGCCCCACCCCCUCUCUAUCUCUCUCUCUCUUAUUGGUGGUAUGAAUUCCUAUCAUCAUGAUGAUCAUUAUGUUAAUGAUUUUGCGAAAUAAACAAGUAUUUCAAAUGAUAUUCCUGAUAUUCAACUGGAAAAAGAAAUUGGAUGCAUUCAUAAUGUUGGUGCAAACGCCAAAUAUACCAUUUUCAUGUAGUUUGUUUGGCUACAGAACAAAAUUAGUGAUGCAAAUUAUAAGUGUUUGGACAACUAUUCCCAAAAAGGAUAGCGAUUUUCAUUGCUUCGAAAAUAAGCAGUGGACAUUAUUUCAAAACUUCUUUUUGUCAGGAGACUUUUAUCUUCGUCAUCCUCUUCGUCAUGCUACAUUUAUACAAACGAUACCGACUCCAAAUCAACCGAUGGUAUGUCAUUGGAAGUCAAGGACCCGUAUUGUGAAGUCAGGUUUAUCUUAGUCCAUAGUCUAACUAUGUGCUAGAAUUAUGGAAAGCCAAAAAUGUCAUAAUUUUUUUAGUUACAUUAUAUGUUUUUAUUGUGAUCUUACCUAAUUUAUGAAUUGUGAAGAAAGAUAUCUUAUUUAUCCUUCCGAGAAACAGUUAAGAAUGAUUUGAGAGAAAAAUUAACUGAUACAUUGAAAUUCUACUGUUAGUGAUUUAUGCCACUAUUGGCUAUCCAUAGUCAAUUUACACAUUUAAACCAGAGUUUGAAUUAAACCCGACUUCAGGACACGGACCAAUGAGGGUUCUGUGGUCGGAAAAGAGUCUAUUCUGUCGGUGUGACUGUGUCAUAAAGUAAAUAUUCGCUCACACCCUCCGCUUCAAGUCCAUUGCCUUUCCUAAGAGACACCACUCAUGUUUAAUUGACAAAUAUGAUCAGUAACUCGAUUGUUUGAGGAACUGGGUCCAGUCAUCAGACUUGAGCUUGGCAUGUUAAGAGUGACAGGGCUCCUGUCGCCAUGAAGACUGCAUUGUACCCAUGAUCCUGACGAGCUAACAGAUAGAGGAC